ACAAAGUUGUAGAAUUUAUCACGUUUUCUAUUUCAGGACGUACAUUUCCAGUAGAGCAAUAUUUUCUUGAAGAUGUAAUGGAAUUUACAGAAUUUGUUAUGGAAGAGUCAUCACCUUAUGCUAGACCUCUGAAACAUAUGAAUGCUGUACAAAGGGGCGUGGCCGGGGAGGAGGAGCAAUAUGAUGACAGUGGUAGUGGCCCAGCCCAUAAAGCAAGCGAUAGGGUGCAAGAUCAAAAUCUGUCUGUGAAACAGCUAUAUCUGAGAUAUCCUGAUUUUCACAAACUAACUUUAAAGAACAUGGCAUUAAUGGAUCACACAAAGAUCAACUUUGACCUGGUCCUUGAACUGAUGUGUUGGUUGGUCACAGAAAAUCAUAAGGAUCUAGAGUUUCCAGAGAAAGGUGCAAUCCUUGUAUUUAUGCCAGGUUACGCUGAGAUACAAACAUUAUACGAUAUGUUACUCUCUAGUCCAGUGUUUGGUGGUAGAAAUAAACACAGGUAUAAGAUAAUACCUCUACAUUCUACCUUAUCAUCUGAGGAUCAACAUGCUGUUUUCUCGAGGCCACCAGAAGAGGUUACCAAGAUUGUCAUAGCAACAAAUAUUGCUGAAACUUCUAUCACCAUUGAUGAUAUCUGUUUUGUUAUUGAUACUGGUAAAAUGAAAGAAAAAAGAUAUGAUUCAACAAAAGGUAUGGAGAGUUUGGAUACAGUAUGGGUGUCAAGGGCAAAUGCCUUACAGAGGAAAGGUCGUGCCGGGCGUGUUAGAGCUGGAGUGUGUUUCCAUCUGUUUACAAGUCACAGGUUUGAGCACCAUCUUCAGGAACAACCUAUACCAGAGAUUCAGAGAGCUCCUCUAGAACAGAUCUGUUUAAGAAUAAGGAUGCUGGACAUCUUUAAAAGAGUUCCUGUAGAGGUUGUGUUACACAAGUUACCUGAGCCCCCGGACUAUGAGGCUAUCACCUCAGCUAUCAAGAGGCUAGAAGUACUGGGAGCCUUAGACAGUCAAGGGGAACUGACACCACUUGGUUAUCAUCUCGGCACAUUACCUGUAGAUGUUAGGAUAGGAAAGUUGAUGUUAUUGGGUGCUAUAUUUAGAUGUCUAGAUCCAGCUUUAACUAUAGCUGCCUGUCUCAGCUUUAAAUCUCCUUUUGUGACACCGUUUGGUAAGAAACAUGAGGCUACAGAGAAGAAACUUGGCUUUGCUGCAGGAAAUUCAGAUCAUCUCACAAUGUUGAAUGCAUAUAAUGCCUGGAAGGAAGCAAGAAAAAAUGGUGGACAGGAGGCUUAUCGUUUCUGUCAGGACAAUUUUCUCUCUAAAAGGUCUUUAGAGAUGUUGUCCAGUAUGAAGCAACAGUUUGUAGAGUUGUUAUCAGACAUUGGGUUCGUGAAGGAAGGUAUAUCUAGUAGAGAUGUAGAGAGAGCGGCAAGAAAUGGUGAAGAUGGUGUGAUCACUCUUACAGGACCUGAGGCCAACUUGAACUCUAAGAAUCUUAAGUUGAUAUCUGCCUUGUUAGUGGGAGCCUUAUAUCCAAAUAUUGUACAGGUUCUCACCCCAGAACAGCAGUAUGCCCAAAUGGGUGGUGGAGCAGUUGCUGUAGCACCAAAAGCUGAAGAUAUUAGAUUUAAAACUAAACCUGAUGGAUAUGUGAAAAUACAUCCAUCAUCUGUGAACUUUCAAGUGAGAUUUUACGAGAGUCCAUAUUUGGUGUAUCAUGAGAAAGUAAAAACUACAAGGAUAUAUAUCAGGGACAGUACUAUGGUAUCUGUGUACCCCCUGUUGUUGUUUGGUGGUGGAGAGAUAGGGGUGGAUCUAUCACGGGGAAACUUUAUACUUUCUGUGGAUGAUGGCUGGAUCAAGUUUAUGGCUCAAUCUCAUCAGAUAGCUGAGUUAGUGAAAGAGUUAAGACUGGAACUGGAUCAUUUGUUAGAAGAUAAAAUUAAGACUCCACACAUGGACCUGUGUACCUGUCCCAGGGGCAGUAAAAUUAUAGACACUAUAGUUAAACUUAUUACUACCCAAUAGGUGCUAAGUAAAAUCAAUAUAUGAUGGUGAAAAAUC
Messenger RNA from Ruditapes philippinarum (Manila clam), 2060 nucleotides. Its product is annotated as putative ATP-dependent RNA helicase DHX57. The record is from RefSeq and is a predicted model, not a curated record. The coding region runs from base 78 to 2024 and encodes 648 amino acids. Gene Ontology annotation, molecular function: RNA binding. Lineage: Eukaryota; Metazoa; Mollusca; Bivalvia; Venerida; Veneridae. Gene Ontology annotation, cellular component: intracellular anatomical structure. The transcript is spliced from 19 exons.